CAAUUGGAUACAACCACGGACUAAUUGAUCCAUUCACUGAGAAUAAGAUGCCCACGGAAACGGAUCCUGUGCCGACCACCCCGGAACUCUAUUGCCUGUGCCGACAGAGCCGUGCGGAUGAAUUUAUGAUCUGCUGCGACAACUGCAACGAGUGGUACCAUGGCACUUGCAUCGGACUGAGUGCGGAAGUCGGACAGAGCUAUGACAGCUUCUAUUGCCUCAGAUGCCGGCGCAGGAACAGACGGCUAAAGUCCACAUACAAAAGUGAUCCAUCCUGUCCUGAUAUUCCGAAGGAGGAACCGAAGGAGGAUCGCAUGCCGAAAACAGCCAGAAUAAUCAAUUCAGCCAUGAAUCGGCGGAAAUCCAUGUGCGGCUCGUUGGCAGCUCUUCCGGAAAAGUCCAAAGCGAAACCUCCUGCGGCUGCCACCAAACCUCCAAAACGAGGCAACCAACUCUCAAGUGCAGCGACCAAAAAACCAGUCGGAGCUGCAAAGAAGGCGGCAGUUAAACCAGUCAAUGGAGCUGGAAAGUUGGACUCAAAACCAGUCGAAGUGGGCCGAUGGAUAUAUCCAAAGCCAGGAGCCAAGAAGUCGGACUCCAAGCCAAUCGAAGUAACCAAGAAGAUUGAUCCAAAACCAGCGGCGGCAGCCAAGAAGAUAGAUCCCAAACCAGUCGAAGCCGUCAAGAAGAUGGAUCCAAAACCAGUCAAGAAGUCCUUCGAAUCGAAAGGAACGCAAUGCGAUUUGUUUCGUGAAUUGGCCUCGCAAUCCAAUGAUGAUCAGAAUCCAAGUCCACCGGGUAAGUCCGGCAAGAAGAGGGGCAUCUGCUUCACCUACAACUGCGAUGAGAGGGCUCGACCGGAGUCUAGAUACUGUUCCGAUGAGUGUGGCAGCUUCACCGCCCUUACGAGAGUGUUCGCCUCCAUGCCGCAAUUGCUUCCUGGUUGGGGAUCUGGUUCUGAUGGAUCGAGGUCCAAGGAUUUGAUCCAGGUUUUGAGCAACAGUCAGAACAACAUGCUCACGGAAAAUGAUACGGAAAAUAGUCAUGUGUCAAGGAAAAGUCCACAGCCAACUGAGCCGGAAAAGAAGGCAGAAUCUGAUGCUAAAAAGGCAAAAGGAGAUGAUAAAGGAAGACUUGAUUUUUCCUCCAGAAGGAAGUCGAGAUCUUCGCGACAUCAAAGUCCCAAGCCGGUAGACAGCCCAGCCAAAAAACCGAAGCUCCAGGAUGAUUUAUCUGUAACUAAAUCCAAAAGCUCAAAAAAAUCAAAGACGGAAUCCCAUAAUUCUGAUUCUGAGUCACCACAAACUACAAACAAAACUACUUUAAAUCGCCGAGCAGAGAAACGAUCUUUAACUCUAACUUUUUCCAAAGAAUUGGAGAUUAUUCCCUCCAGACGUUUAAGGAUCGAGUCUGUUAACAAAACAUCUAAUACACUACCUAAUUCGCCAAGCCACUUGCCUGAACAAAAAACACAAUCAAUACAAUCAACUCCUAGGGUUUUAAAAAUACUUAAUACCCAAAAGGUAAACAAUACUUCCUCAAAAGCAGCACUUGAUCAAAAUAAGAAACUUACUCUAUCGAAAACCCCAAACAUAAGUCAAAACACAAGUCCAUUCCCCUCGCCGAAACAUACAAAAUCAAUUUCUGGGACUGCCAACCUAGAAAAACCCAGUAAGGUGUUUUAUUGCGAACCAAAAUCAGAAAACUGCGAAAAAAUGAAGACGAUCAAUCGCUUAGUUUCUCAACUUUUACCCGAGCAGAAGGCCCUUUUGGCCAGAAAGAGGAUGAUGAUGAAGAUAGCCAUGGAACAGCAGCUACGAGUGGAACCAGGUGACUACAAGGAGGGCAAGUCCAAGGGUCCUCCGAUAAGAACUUCUUAA
Drosophila rhopaloa is the source of this 1880-nucleotide messenger RNA. RefSeq names its product nucleolar protein dao-5. Bases 48 to 1880 code for a protein of 610 amino acids. Gene Ontology annotation, cellular component: Set1C/COMPASS complex. The record is from RefSeq and is a predicted model, not a curated record. Lineage: Eukaryota; Metazoa; Arthropoda; Insecta; Diptera; Drosophilidae. The transcript is spliced from 3 exons. Gene Ontology annotation, biological process: positive regulation of DNA-templated transcription.